AUGGCUAUGAGGAACCUCAUCUCUUGGAACGUGUUGAUUGUGGGCAUGGAUGCAACAAGCUGUACUGUGACGCGAAUCGCGAUGGAAGCUUUUCGCUCGUUGUUGAACGAUGAUUGGCUCUUGAUCCCUAAUCAAGUGAGCUUGUCCAGCGUGCUGAGUACAUGCUUAACUGUGUGUAGCACCGAAUUUGGGAGAGUGGUGCACGACUUGGCAGUUAAGCUUGUAGUGGAGUCGUCUUUGGCCUAUGUGAGGAACUCAUUCAUUGACAUGCACUGCAAAUGUGGGUGCUUGGAAAAAGCUGUGAAGGUGUUCGACAGAUGCUCCGACAAAGAUGUUGUGGCUUGGAAUGUUAUGAUGAUGGGUUGGUUUGAAAGUGAUUGCCCCAAAGAUGCUUGUGGUUGUUUCCUACAUAUGGUGGGAGAGGGAGUUUUCCUAGAUGAAACCUCCUUUUGUACCUUACUCCAAGCUUUGGCCAUGCUAGCUUCAUGGGGUUAG
Molecule: messenger RNA, 495 nt
Organism: Zingiber officinale
Lineage: Eukaryota; Viridiplantae; Streptophyta; Magnoliopsida; Zingiberales; Zingiberaceae
Product: pentatricopeptide repeat-containing protein At1g50270-like
Exons: 1
Coding region: 1-495 (164 amino acids)
Biological process (GO): RNA modification
Molecular function (GO): protein binding; RNA binding
Source: RefSeq, a predicted model, not a curated record